Siniperca chuatsi (mandarin fish) is the source of this 3605-nucleotide messenger RNA. It is a transcript of the gene trpc4b, whose product is annotated as transient receptor potential cation channel, subfamily C, member 4b. Gene Ontology annotation, molecular function: store-operated calcium channel activity; inositol 1,4,5 trisphosphate binding; protein binding. Gene Ontology annotation, cellular component: cation channel complex; membrane. NCBI's taxonomy places the organism in Eukaryota, Metazoa, Chordata, Actinopteri, Centrarchiformes, Sinipercidae. The record is from RefSeq and is a predicted model, not a curated record. The coding region runs from base 249 to 2900 and encodes 883 amino acids. Gene Ontology annotation, biological process: manganese ion transport; regulation of cytosolic calcium ion concentration; calcium ion transmembrane transport. The transcript is spliced from 11 exons.
GUGAGAGGAUAUGUCACCUCUUGUUCCCAUCUGAUGUGACGCGUGUAUUUUGCAGACAAAGCCAAAGGGCUGGGCAGGAGAUUGCACGAUAUGCCAUUAAAUUACAGUGUCUCCAGUGGAGAUGAGAUGAGGAUCCGACCACGCAAGUUUCCUUUCUGACAGCCGCUGGUUCUCAGUCGAGUGGUUCAUUAGCAUAUCACAACUGGAAAGCAACAGGAAGAAGUUGAGACCGUGAUACUGUAGCAGCAAUGUCACAGCUGUAUUACAGGAAAACUGACAACUCCUCAUACAGGGACCGCAUCCCUCUGCGGAUCGUACGGGCCGAAUCUGAGCUCUCUGCCCUGGAGAGGGCCUACCUGGGGGCUGUUGAGAGGGGAGACUAUGGCAGUGUGAAACAAGCCCUGGCAGAGGCUGAGAUCUACUUCAGGAUCAAUAUCAACUGCAUCGACCCCCUGGGACGCACAGCCUUGCUCAUUGCCAUUGAAAAUGAGAACCUGGAGAUCAUUGAGCUGCUGCUCAGCUAUAAUGUAUAUGUGGGUGAUGCCCUGCUACAUGCCAUCCGCAAAGAAGUGGUGGGAGCUGUGGAGCUGCUGCUCAACCACAAGAAGCCACGCGGGGAAAAACAGGUCCCACCAAUUCUGCUGGACAAACAGUUUUCAGACUUCACCCCAGACAUCACUCCAAUCAUCCUUGCAGCCCACACAAACAACUAUGAGAUCAUCAAACUACUUGUGCAGCGAGGUGUUUCCAUACCUCAGCCACAUGCUGUGCGCUGCAAUUGCAUGGAGUGUGUGGCCAGUUCAGAUGUGGACAGCCUUCGUCAUUCGCGCUCUCGUCUUAACAUCUACAAGGCCCUUGCCAGCCCAUCACUUAUUGCCCUCUCCAGCGAGGAUCCUUUUCUCACAGCUUUUCAACUUAGCUGGGAGCUGAAGGAGCUCAGCACAGUGGAGAACGAGUUCAAGUCAGAGUAUGAGGAACUGUCCCAUACGUGUAAACAAUUUGCAAAGGACCUCUUGGACCAGACCCGAAGCUCUAAAGAGUUGCAAAUAAUCCUCAACUACCGUGAUGACAUCAACCCUCUGCUGGACGAGAACGGUAAUGAUCUGGCCCGACUGAAGCUGGCUAUCAAAUAUUGCCAGAAAGAGUUUGUUGCUCAGCCCAACUGUCAGCAGCUGCUGGCAUCUCGGUGGUAUGAUGAGUUCCCAGGCUGGAGGAGGCGUCACUGGGCAGGAAAGCUCCUCACGUGUAUCUUCAUUGGCCUCCUCUUCCCACUGUUAUCCAUUUUCUACCUGAUUUCUCCAAAGAGCAGAUAUGGCUUAUUCAUUCGUAAGCCCUUCAUCAAGUUCAUCUGUCACACUGCUUCCUACCUGACCUUCCUCUUCCUGCUCUUCUUGGCCUCGCAGCAUAUAGCCUCUGCAAAACCAGACUUUCAGGGCCCACCACCCACCACUGUGGAAUGGAUUAUCUUGCCCUGGGUGCUUGGCUUUAUAUGGACUGAGAUCAAACAGAUGUGGGAUAGCGGUUUCCAAGACUACAUAGAUGACUGGUGGAACUUAAUGGACUUCAUAAUGAACUCCUUGUAUCUUGCAACCAUUUCUCUGAAGAUUGUUGCCUAUGCAAAGUACAGUGGGGAAAAAGCCAGAUGCAGCUGGGAAAUGUGGCACCCGACUUUGGUGGCAGAGGCAUUAUUUGCCAUCGCCAACAUCUUCAGCUCCUUACGCCUCAUCUGCCUUUUCACUGCCAACUCCCAUCUGGGCCCCUUACAGAUCUCACUGGGCCGCAUGCUCCUGGACAUCCUCAAGUUCCUCUUCAUCUACUGUCUAGUGUUGUUAGCCUUUGCCAAUGGCCUCAACCAGCUCUACUUUUAUUAUGAAACAAACGAGGGCAAUAAUUGCACGGGUAUUCGCUGUAAUCAGCAAAACAACGCCUUCUCAACGCUGUUCGAGACGCUGCAGUCAUUAUUUUGGUCUGUAUUUGGGCUGAUUUCCCUCUAUGUGACCAAUGUGGAACCAGACCAUGAAUUCACUGAGUUUGUGGGCACUACCAUGUUUGGCACGUACAAUGUCAUCUCCCUGGUAGUGCUUCUGAACAUGCUAAUUGCAAUGAUGAACAACUCCUACCAGCACAUUGCUGAUCAUGCAGAUAUAGAGUGGAAAUUUGCAAGAACAAAAUUAUGGAUGAGCUAUUUUGAAGAAGGGGGAACUUUGCCAUCUCCAUUCAAUAUAGUACCAAGUCCAAAGUCUUUUUAUUAUCUAGUUGAAUGGAUAAAGAUGCAUUUGUUUAAGAGACAAAGCAUAAAAAGACUUGAAACCUUCGAAACAUUGGGGAGACGUGCAGCCGAAAAUGUAAGAUUAAACCAUGAGUAUCAGGAGGUUUUGAGGAACCUUGUGAAGCGGUAUGUGGCCGCAAUGAUCAGAGAUGCCAAGACAGAGGAAGGGUUGACAGAAGAGAAUUUCAAGGAGCUUAAGCAGGAUAUCUCCAGCUUCCGCUAUGAAGUCCUGGGAAUGAUGAAGGGUAAACCUCAAGGUGCGGUUGCAGGUCAAGUUGCAAGCUCCACCUUGGCUUACCCUGGAAACUCAUUCAAAUAUUCUCUGAAACGCCCUACUGAUGAGCCUCAACAGAAGCUGAAUGUAUUUGAUGUGACCACCACCACCCUGCAGGAUGUCUCAGAUGCUGGGUCCCUCCAGAGACAGAGCAGACUCCCCUCUCAGAAAUUUGAUGAAAUAUAUUCAUUAUCAGAGGAAGAUAUGUUGGGAUCUGGUGGACAAAGAAAAGAACAACUUCAGACUGAAAAAGUAAUUGUGGAAGUCUUACGGAAAGGGGAGAAGGACAUUCAGGAGAUUGAAAAUUCUUGCAAAGAGCACGCUAAGGAAGUGAAAAAUGGGCCAAAAAAUAUAUAACAAUUAAUCUGUGUCUGCAAGUGAGAAAUGUUAAUCAUGUUAGAGUGUUAAGACAUUUUUGAAUUUAAUUCAUUCAUUCAUCUACGAGUUGUAAAAUAGUUUAUCGAAAUAAACAAAUUUGUAAAUAGUACUGUAGUUCAAUUAUAUAUUCAAUUUAAAUAAUCUUGUAUCCUGUAAUGUACUGUAUAUAAUGGUAUAAUAAUAUUAUGUUAUCUCAUAUUAUAUUAUAUGCAUUCACCUCUGAUUGAUAGCAGAUAUACAACAAUACUGAGUGAGGAUUGACCUCAGUGAGUGCUGACUUGAUGCUCAGGGAAGCAAGUUAGUAAUUCAUGUUUUACCUUGAGCAUUUAAUUCCAAGACCAAGAAAAUGAACACUGAGUAAACACAAGUUUAUUUGUAUUUAAUACAUGAGCAAAUUUUACAUUGAAUUUGGACAAAGUAUCCAGUUGAUUAACAAGCAAUGUAGCGCAUAGCUAAUUCAGAGAUUUGUGUCAACUUCUCUUUUACUCCUAAUUUUGUUGGAGAAGAAGAGACAUGCAAUGCAAUCUACUUUGUUGUAGGAUUUAUUCCUUAACUAUGUGCGCCAUCUACUAUACUUUGUAGGUGUAAGGGCCCUCUUGUGAUUUGUGUGUUACUGUGCAAUUUUGUAACUUGUAAUGUGAUGAAAUGACUCUGAUAAAAUAAAAGAGAAUGCUAAUUCAAAAA